Molecule: messenger RNA, 5982 nt
Organism: [Torrubiella] hemipterigena
Lineage: Eukaryota; Fungi; Ascomycota; Sordariomycetes; Hypocreales; Clavicipitaceae
Source: the annotation of a GenBank genome assembly
CAUGCAAAGCAAGAGCUUCGCCAAACUUACUGGGUGGCUUUCCAUCAUCACCACAUUCACCUGCGUCUCUUUUCAAGGCCCCCCGCUCGACCAAUUCCAUACAAAGCGGGCUGCUGAGGCACGGUGCAGAUGCAAUGCAGGUCUAUACUGAGCUUGUGGCCCCGUCGGCGGUCUCCCACUCGCUGAGCUUGCCCUUCACGUCCGUUACAGCAAACAACCUUCUAGUAGCAAAGGGCUCGCUGCUCCAGAUCUUCGAGACGAGGAUUAUUGCUGCCGAAAUCGACAAUCGAAACCAGCAAGACGAACCGCGCAAUACCGAUCGCCCCUUUGACGCUCGUGCCAACGAUGACGAUGGACUCGAAUCCGACUUUCUCGGCGGAGAAGCCUUUCUUAUCCAGGACAAUUCGCAACACACCAAGCUUGUUCUUGUCGCAGAAGUAGCAGUAGCGGGCAAUAUUAUUGGCCUCGCCCGUGUUGACGUCAAGAAUACAGCUUCAGGAGGAAGUGCUCUGCUUCUUGCGUACCGCGGAGCUAAAAUGGCUUUGACACAAUGGAAUCCACAGCGACGAACCCUCGAUACGACAUCGAUACAUUACUACGAAAAGGAUGAGCUACAGGGCGCUCCAUGGGAGCUCAACUUUGGAGAAUAUGUCAAUUACUUGGAAGCAGACCCCGCGAGUCGAUGCGCCGCAUUCAAGUUUGGCAGCCGAAAUCUAGCCAUUCUUCCUUUCCGACAGGCAGAGGAGGACCUGGAAAUGGACGACUGGGACGAAGAUCUCGACGGCCCACGUCCUGCCCAAGAUGCUUCCAUGGCUACUGGAACGGAAAACAGCCAAUCGCAAACGAUCUAUACACCGUCCUUUGUCCUGCGACUCCCGUUGCUGGACCCGACACUUCUCCAUCCUAUCCAUUUGGCAUUUCUUCACGAAUACCGCGAACCGACCUUUGGUAUUAUAGCAUCUGCUCAGGCCCCUUCGUCUGUGCUAGGUACCAAGGACCACAUGACGUACAAAGUCUUCACAUUGGACCUGCAGCAGCGAGCCUCGACUACUAUUCUUUCCGUUACUGGGCUGCCACAGGAUCUUCAAAAAGUAAUUCCUCUACCAGGGCCGAUAGGAGGUGCCCUGCUUGUAGGCACUAACGAACUGAUCCAUAUUGAUCAAUCAGGAAAGCCUAAUGGUGUUGCUGUGAAUCCCAUGACCAGACAGACCACAUCGUUUAGCUUGGCAGAUCAAGCGGACCUUGAUAUCCGACUCGAAGGCUGCGCUGUGGAGGUCCUCUCGAUCGAGACAGGCGAGCUUCUGUUGAUUCUUAGCGAUGGACGCCUCGGCCUUAUUUCGUUCAAGGUCGAUGGCCGUACAGUUUCUGGCUUGACUGUUACCAUGAUCAGUGCCGACUGUGGAGGAGAUGCUAUCAAGAGUAGGGUAUCCUGCAUAUCCAAACUGGAUAAUGAUGCCUUGUUCAUUGGCAGCGAAUCGAACGACUCUAUAAUCCUAGGCUGGACCAGAAAACACACCACCGACAAGCGCAAAAAGCCACGACUCGACCCAGACUUAACUAUGGACAUGGAUGACUUUGACGUGGAAGACGACGACUCAGACGACGAUUUGUACGGGACAGAAUCCACCACAGCAAAACCAUUGCUGACAUCGUCGGCCACCUCCAAAACGGGCGAUUUUGUUUUCCGCGUUCACGAUACCCUAAUAAGUAUUUCACCAAUGCAGGAUUUUGCACCUGGUAAACAGGUCUUCCUUCCGGGCAGCGAAGAGGCUACACUUCGAAAAGGUGUGUCGGCUGAUUUACAGCUUCUAUGCGCCGUUGGAAGGGGAAAGGCUGGUGCCAUUGCUAUUCUCAACAGAAACAUCCACCCCAAGGUUAUCGGCCGGUUCGAAUUCCCGGAAUCAAGAGGCUUCUGGACUAUGUGUGUAAAGAAGCCACUGGGAGCCGGUCUUGGACCUACUGCCGCACUGAAUGAAGAUUAUGAAGGGACGGACCAGCAUGACAAACUAAUGAUUGUUGCAAAGGUCGACCCUGACGGCUACGAAACGUCGGAUGUCUAUGCUCUUACUGGUGCAGGAUUUGAGAGUCUAAAAGGCACUGAGUUUGAACCGGCAGCGGGCAUAACUAUCGAGGCUGGGUGCAUGGGCAACAGAAUGCGUGUCAUUCAGGUUUUGAAGUCUGAGAUCCGAUCGUAUGAUGGCGAUCUCGCUGUGAGCCAGAUUCUCGAAAUGGAAGACGAAGCAACAGGGGCCGAGCCGCGCGCAGUUAGCGCUAGCAUUGUUGACCUUUACAUCCUCGUCAUUCGCGAUGAUGGUAGCGUUUUCGUUGCCAAGAUCAACCCUAGCCAUGACUAUGAGCUGGAGGAGCUGAAGAAGCCUGUUGCCGAGUCGGACACAACCAAAUGGAAAGCCGGCUGCUUAUAUAUUGAUUCAAAACGGCUGUUCAGCCAACCGGCGACGAGUGCGGACGAAGAGGUACCUGUGGUCAUGUUCUUGCUGAGCUCAGCAGGAUCAUUACACAUAUACGCUCUGCCUGACCUUUCCAAACCUGUUUAUGUUGCAGAGGGCUUCUCGUCUGUACCGCCCUUCUUGUCGCCUGACUUUGUAGGCCGACGAGGAGCUACAAAAGAGAAUCUUGCGGAACUGCUCGUUGCAGAUCUCGGCGAUGUUGUGGAUAAAUCACCGUAUCUCAUCCUCCGCCAUGCUACUGAUGAUGUAACAAUUUACGAACCUAUUCGAUACCAAGCGCCCGGAACCGGUUCAAGUGUAUCGGAAACACUAUUCUUCAAAAAGGCAUACAACCCAACGAUUGCUGAAAGACGACCAGAGCAAACCGACGAGGACGCAACCAGCCACAAGCGAUACUCACCUCUACGCGCUUGCGGGGAUAUUGGAGGCUACUGCACUGUCUUUAUGCCCGGUGACUCACCUAGCUUUAUCAUCAAGUCCGGCAAGAGUGUUCCCCGAGUUAUUGGCCUCCAAGGCCUUGGUGUACGUGGGCUGAGCACGUUCCACACAGAGGGCUGCGAAAGAGGUUUUAUCUACGCAGAUACAGAAGGUAUUGCACGUGUAAGCGAGCUGCCAACUGAUCACAACUUCACCGAGCUCGGCUUGUCGGUGAAGAAGAUGGCCAUGGACUGCGAUAUUUCGAAAGUCUCGUUCCAUCCUCUAACGGGAACAUACAUUGCCGGAUGCAGUAUCAACGAGCCCUUUGAGCUACCAAAGGAUGAUGAUUACCACAAAGAAUGGGCAAAGGAGACGCAAAUUUUCCCUCCUACCAUGUCCCGUGGUGUGCUCAAGCUUAUUAGCCCCGAAACUUGGACAGUUAUCCAUACAGUAGAGAUGGAGCCGUGUGAAUCCAUCGAAAGCAUGAUGUCUCUUCGUCUUGAAGUUUCCGAAGAAACGCGAGAGCAAAAGAUGUUGGUGGCUGUGGGAACGGCACUUUCAAAGGGUGAAGACUUGCCGACUCGCGGUCGUGUACAAGUCUUUGAUAUCGUAGCCGUUAUUCCCGAGCCUGGACGACCAGAGACGAACAAGAAGCUCAAAAUUCUCGCCAAGGAGGACUUGCCUCGUGGAGGUGUGACUUCUCUAUCAGAAAUCGGAACACAAGGCCUGAUUCUUGUGGCACAGGGUCAAAAGUGCAUGGUUCGUGGUCUUAGAGAAGACGGCUCACUUUUACCUGUAGCAUUUUUGGAUAUGAACUGCCAUGUUACCAGUGUCCGCGGUCUUCCUGGAACAGGCUUGUGUCUCUUGGCCGAUGCUUUCAAGGGCCUAUGGUUUGGAGGAUACACCGAAGAGCCUUAUACAUUCAAGAUUCUGGGCAAAAGUAAUGGCAAUCUACCGCUGUUGGUCGCCGAUUUCCUGCCUGACGGCGAUGAUCUGUCUCUGGUUGCAUCUGACGUUGACGGUGAUUUGCACGUGUUUGAAUAUAACCCUGAACACCCAAAAUCCCUCCAAGGCCACUUACUCUUACACAUCUCCACAUUUGCCCUCGGCCCUAACCAAGUCAACUGCACAAUUCGCCUCCCCCGAAGCGUUCCCGCGUCGGCACUGCCACCCCCCAAUGCAAAUGGAGUCAAUCAACCCCCGCCCCAAAUUCUAAUUCUUGGAUCGCCGUCUGGUCAGCUGGCUGCUCUUACACCGUUGACCGAAUCCAGCUACCGCCGCCUGCUGUCACUCACAAACCAGUUGCUGCCGUCGAUCAACCCCUACGGUGGUCUGCAUCCCAAAGCGUACCGAUUACCAGAAGGCACCUCCAGCGGCACGGCGAGAGUUGUAGGAGUAGAAACGGCUGCUUCUGGCCGCAUGAUUGUAGAUGGAGCGGUGCUUGCACGGUGGACAGAGGUUGGUGCCGCCAAGAGAGCCGAGAUGGCGAUGAAGGGCGGUUAUGAAGAUGUUGCAGAAAUGAGAAAUGAGCUUGAGACUGUUUUAGGUUGGAGCGGCAUGGCGUAUUUUUAAGCAAUGGGUAUGGGAGUUUUAACACGAUUUACUAAAAGUAUACAUGAAUGGAAGAACUAUUUUCAAAACCAGUGAAUGUGUUGUGUAUGAGAGAGAGAGACCUAAGAUCUGCAAGUGGUGUUGACUGAUCCUGUAUCAUGUCAUUUCUCUGAGGGUAGUAGAAGCUGGUGGGAUUAGUCCUGGCGAUGUCCUCCCAGUCCACCUCCAUGUCCUCUGAGCUGGCGGGAGUAGCCACAUCAUUCUCUGGGCUCGAGGUGUCAGCUGUUUGAGCCCAAACGGGUUCGUCCCACACUGGUUGAAGUGGAGGAUCCCGGUGGUCAUUUCUCUGGGACACGGAAGCAAGAAAGGCUGCACGAGUAAGAUAAUAGUAGGGGUGAGGGCGUGAUAUGUCCACGUGAGUAAAAGUGUCAAUGCUUGGGACAUUGCACUCCGCUGUGCAAAAGUGAUAAUUAGGUCCAAGUUGCACCGGGUAUUGACCUUCUAGGGGGCGGUCCGGCAAGGGGCCUAUGAACUUGCGAUAGCAGAUGCAGCAAUCAGCUAUAUGCCACCUUUCGGGUGAGUUUGGACAGUUGGGAUAUAUCACGAAGCUGGGGUUUGAGCUUGCCGCGGGGAUAUUCAUAGUCUGGAUAUUAUAUUGGAAUCCAGGCGUGGACCAGAGAUUCUCCAUGCUUUGAUAGGCUGCUGCCGUGUCUUCAGCGAGGGUUGGGCUUCUGCCAGUGUCAUUGCAGGGCUCAGUCGCAAACAGGGGGCCAAUGAUUUGCUCCAUGGCCUUGGAAAAGGUUAGUUUGGGGAUGAAUGGCAUAUGGUGUAAGUAUGGGGGAGAGACUUACACGGUCACGAGCAAUAGACUCGGGCUUCUUAGCUCUAACCAAAGUCAUUGUGAGGUCAGGUUUGGGUGUCUUGAGGGAUGUGUACAGAGGCAAGUAACAAGAUUUGGACAAGUUUGACAGUGAGGGGAUGAUACUGUAAAAGUGACAAGGAAAGUAAUAAUACAAACACUGGACGUUGGGCCUCUUUAAACAGACAUGUUAAAUAAACUCUGGAUUGACAUCGAGAGAGUUUGUCUGAGAUUUCACUGUAAACUAUAAAGCCGAGCAUACGACUAGAUACUCGGCAAAGAAUGUCAUAGAUUCGGCUUCUAAUUCUUUCUGCCAUAGUAGAAUGGUUCUACGGUCACGAGCCAUUUGAUAGACUGCAUCGCUUGUUAAGCUUAUUUCGCUUGAUUCUGUAUAAGAAAAGUUUGUCAAGGUAGAGCGAGAGUCAAAGAGCAGAGACCACUGAAAAAGGCAAAAAUCCCCCACUUAGUUCUGUUCUAACUUUUAUUAUGAUGGAUUAGACUCUGAUAUUCGAUUAACCAUCUUUAACCUGCUCUUUCUAGCGGCAUGUGCAUAUGUUAUGGACGGCUGCUGGACGAGGGUGGCUGUACAGCCGGAUUCGGAGACGCCAGCUUUGGAUUGCUGUAAUAUUCGGUAUGACAUUCAGACGCUCGUUUGUUGUAAAUGCAAUAAAUAAGAGUCAAUUCUUA